AUGGCGACGGGGACAGAGGGCGUUGGCGCAGGAGGCAACGCUUUCAUCACGUCCCUGAAUCCCGCCGCCCUUCGCGCUUACGUGUGCGCCAUGGAGAGCGGCAUGAUCGGCAACAUCUGGUCACCGACAGCCGUCGGAUCUCCCAACGUUCUCUCCCCAUCCGCGACUCUCGUAGCGCAGCCAAACCGUAGUAACCCCAACACCCACCGCCCCGCGGCUACUAAUGCGCCAUGCGGCAACAAUGCUGACGACUCGAAGCCGAAGAGGAGUCGCGCACCGGUGCGACGCUGCGAUUCUGCUUCGGCUGCGGAAGUGUCGCACGUGGUCGUCGGCGCCGCAGACCCUGGGGCCGCGCCGCCAUCCCUCGGCAGGAGCAGGACGAACACCGAGGCGCCUCGAAUCGUGACGCGGUCGCAGAUCUCCCCGCCGCCGUCCCUCGGUACAACCGUUGCCGCCGCCGCCGGCAAGAGCAGGACGACAGCUCGGUCGCACAACCGGACGCGCUCCGUCAGCUGCAUUCAGUCCAGCGGGCUCGAGUUCCACUUCCCAUUGUCACUCGCGCAAGGCGGCGCGCAGGGCGGAGCACAUGGCGGAGCGCAAGGACGCGCGCAUGAAGUAAUCACGUCUCCGCCAGCUGGCCCUGGGCUCUCCGCCGCGAGGAAUGCGGUCACUGCCGCAAACGACGGGAAGGUGAAGCUCACCCGCGCUCUCACCGAGCGCGAAGGCGCGAGUGGCGGGAGUAGCGGGAGUGGCGGGAGUGGCGCGGGGAGUAGCGCAGCGGGUUCGCGGCGGGAGUUUAUUCGCAGCCGAACCGCUUCUGAGCGAGUGGGGAACUUCGACAAUUCUCUCUCUCCGCGAGCAACCACCCGCAGCCGCAGCCCUAAAAGCUUUGUGGCUUCCCCCGAAGCGCAGCGCGCACCACCGCUCCCCGCCCGAUCGAGCCAGGGUUCCGCGAUGGCGCCGCCAGCGCCCUCCGCAGCUCGCGGUUUCCCCGAUCUGUACCCAGAUUGCGGUAAUACCGAUGGUAGCCCGCGCGACCCGCUCCGCAAGAGCGACUCGGAUGCCUCCGUCGAUGACUUGUACCCCAGCCCAGGCGCUGUCUUUCCGCGAUUUGCCACCAUCGGCGACGUUUCAUGCGCGGAGGGCUUGGACACUGUCGGUAACGAUAAUGUUAACGGUAACGCUAAGGCCAAAAAAAAGUUGCAUCCGGCGUUAUCCCGUCGCUCCCGUUCUGCGGGCUCUCAGUCAGCCGCCGCAUUGGCCGCUAGCAUGGGUAUCGAGCGCGGGGCGGCGGUGACCGGCGCAGAUGUCGGCGGGAGCGGCGGAUCGCGCACGGGACCGCCUGUAGUGCAGCUCGCGCCGCGGAUGGGCUUUGUGGAUUGGGCGGGAAUCGGCAGCCCGAAAACAGCCGGAACUGUCGGCGGUACCAGCUUCGGCGUCAGUAGCGGCGGCGCCAGCGGCGGCGGCGGGGGCAGCGGUGCGAGCAAGCUGAGGCUACAACCGUUGGACAGCAGCAAGUCGCCUUCUUCUCCCAGUCCUUCUCCGCGCUUCCCCGUAGCCAUUCCCUCUCCUUCCGCCGCCUCCCAACUACCCGCGGGAUUUACGCCUGGCUCGCGGAGCCUUCCCCCAUAUUCUGCUGGUGCUCCCCCGCUCUCCCCGCUCGGCCGCGCUGGCGCUGCCAUAGUUCCCCGCCCCACCCACCGCCGCGCCAUAAGCGCCGCACAGUUGUCCCCGCGUGUGCCUUCCCCGUCUGCGCGCCUAGUUCGCCCGCCGAGCUCGCCUUCUGUCGCGGGGAAGGCGCCAGGUGCAUCAGCGCCCCUUAACGCCGCCGCCGGCGCAGGGGGGACCAGUCGCUCCGCGUCCGCAUCCGCGUCCGUGCCCGCGAUCGCACGUUCUUCUCCCCGUGCGCGCAUCGUGCAAUCGGCGACGGCGCCUUCUUCCGCGGCACGCGAAGCUACGGCGGAGGAUGGUGGCGCAUAUGCGGAGAGUACCUGCGCAACUGUGAAUCGCGCGGGGAAGCCAAUGCCGCGGAGCAUGAGCGCGGAACCCGUGCUUGCGCAUCCCGUGGCACUUGAGGCGCAGGCGGCGCAGACGAAGCAGAAUCAUGUGGGGCAGCCGCAGCCGCAGCCGCAGCAGCAGCAGCAAUUGCAAGGCAGCAGUCGCGAGCAUGUGGGGAACUACCGGCGCGCGGCUCCCACGCCUCUCGCGGUUCCUUCGCGGCGCCGCAACAGCAUGUCCAGCAUGCCUCAGGGCGACGCAGCUUCGAAAUCUGCGCUUGCGGGAUUAGCUGCGGCGAAUGGCGGCGUGCGCAUCGGAAGCGCUAGGGGGCAGGGUUCACCAGGCGCAGGCGCAUGGCCCGCGCGCAGCCCUGUGGGGACAGCAGGGGGAAGGUUGGAGGGAACUAGCGGCGAAGUGCUGCGGCCGUCGCAGCGGCAAGCGCUGCGUUUGGGCGAGCGGGGACGACGCUUUCGCAAAGCCUACCCACGCGAACAUCAAGCACCGCCCAACCUCCAGCGCGGUUCUCUCACGGUUCCGCGCCGAACAGCCCAGCCGAACGCUCACGUGCCAUCCAGACCGAAGCUGCAGGUUCGGCAUCCACACUCGCGAAUGCAGCAGCCCGGCUAG
This is a messenger RNA of Closterium sp. Yama58-4, 2625 nucleotides long. The record is from the annotation of a GenBank genome assembly. Lineage: Eukaryota; Viridiplantae; Streptophyta; Zygnematophyceae; Desmidiales; Closteriaceae.